Molecule: messenger RNA, 852 nt
Organism: Porites evermanni
Lineage: Eukaryota; Metazoa; Cnidaria; Anthozoa; Scleractinia; Poritidae
Source: the annotation of a GenBank genome assembly
AAUGGCGAUGUUGUUGAAGAUCAGUGGAGUGUUCAGGCUAAAAAUCUUCUACAAGGUUUUGUCAAGAAAAUUAAUCUCCCAAUCAGGUUUGUAUCAAUGUUAUAUUCUUUAAAACCCUUUUGAAGAGCCCGUCUCACUAGGAUGAGCUAUUGCUGUUUUAGGUCGAUGCUGUUCAAGAGUCCCUACUUAGUACCUUAACCUAAAUACAAAAUGCUCCUGAGGAAUUAUACAGAAAAUAGCAAACAAAUUUUUAAUCAUGGAGCACUAACCACUAUUUUUUUUGGUGAUUGUUAAAGGUAUAGCAUUAAAACUUGAACAAUUUGGUAGAACGUUUUCAAGUUUAAAUCCAUGUCCAUUCUUGCCAUCCGUUGCAACAGGCGACAGAAACCAGUUUCAGUGCUUAGAAAUAUUCUUAAAUAACAAAUUUGCCGCAUUAUUUUUGGGAUUAAUCCUGGGUGGGGAUGGAAAGGAUCCUGUUAUGGACUACCAUGCACUGUCUCACUCCACCCAGGUGUAUAAAUUUGGGUACCAAAAGAUUUAAUCCUGGGUGGAGGUGGGAGGGGUCCUGUUAUUGACUACUAUCCCGUCCAAGGAAGACCAAAAAUGUUCCUAGUCGUUUCAUGCCAUGGAGAUCGGAAUGUGCUACGGCCAAAUGGGCUACCUGGCUCGAACGCAGACUUUACCUUCGUACCUUUGUCACUUAUUUUAGUCUCUAGUCCUCUUGAUGACCUUAUAAACCACCUCGGAGGACCCGGAAAAGUAGCAGAAAUGACAGGCAGGCGUGGUCGCGUGGUAAAAACUGACAAGCAGCCUCAACCUCAUUACGAGGCUCGAGAAUCAGACAGCAGCAAU